Messenger RNA from Eriocheir sinensis (Chinese mitten crab), 2014 nucleotides. RefSeq lists its product as uncharacterized. The record is from RefSeq and is a predicted model, not a curated record. Bases 70 to 1695 code for a protein of 541 amino acids. Gene Ontology annotation, molecular function: protein binding. Gene Ontology annotation, biological process: endocytosis; actin cortical patch localization. The transcript has 10 exons. Lineage: Eukaryota; Metazoa; Arthropoda; Malacostraca; Decapoda; Varunidae.
UUUAACUCGGCCCCAGACCCAGACCUCCGAGGCGCGGCAUGACGUCACAGGUGGCAGCGGGCCGUGGCCAUGGAGGACCUGCUGACAGGGGACAUCCGUCCAGUGCGACGCGCACCCCCUCCCCCAUCAUCCAAAAAAUCAGGGUCGCAUCCUCAGAAUGAUGAUCUACUGGUCAUAGAUCAAGGAGGAGAGGAAGGCUUCUAUUCUAAUGCCAGAACUAGAGGGCCAGCCCAGAAGUUGUCUCAAAAUGGGCUGCCAAGAUCAGUGUCGCUGCCUCUCAACAACAGCAUACAGAGGCGGGUCCCUCCACCAAGGCCUCCUCCACCCAAAGUUAAUCCAAGAAAUCCCACCAUGGAAAAACCGCAUCCAAUUUUUCACAGGUUGCAUAAGUUUUCAGUUAAAAAGAAAGUGCAUCAACAGCUUGAGCACUCCAACUCUUCAAGAGGAGGGGUGGGUGGCAUCAUUGGCAAAAUUCGUGGCCCUUCAUCAUCACGAACAAGACAGCCACCCGGCCACAGCUCUACCUCUGCACCCAGCACGCCAGUGUCUGAGGCAUCCCUCAUAGACCUGUCAUCUCCACCCAGCUCACCUACAACACGAUCUGGCAGUGAUGGCCUUAGUGUGAACAGUUUCGGUAGUGAAUCAUCCACUGGCAACCUGAGUUCAGGGUUCGAUGAUAUUUUUGAUCCUUUUGGUUCUAUCCAGGAGAAUAAUUAUAGUGCAGUGCCCAAGAAAGUUGGGGUCUCCUCAUUUUACUCAAGUAUACCUACUUCUACCGUCUCUGCUACUCAGGAUGUUCUGGGGUUUCAAGAAAGCCAAGAUCCUUUUGAUACAUUAGCUAGUAAAGCAAGCCAAUUCAGUAUUCAAACUCCUCAGCUUCAUAGUUCCUCAACAGUUCCAAGUACCUCACAACUAGCCAGGCCGCCAAACCCUGCAGUACAGUUUAACCAACAAAGCACUAUUACCAAACCUGAACAGAAGCCAUUGGUUAAACCCACAAUAAUACGUCCAAAAGCUCCAGUUUCUAGUAGUCAAGUCGAAAGAGCAGGUGACAAUGGCAUAAGUUCACAGGUAAAUGAUCUGGGAAGUAUUGAUUGGAGUGCUGCACAUAAAGGAAAUGCUGCCAAAGCCCCAGCCCUGUGGGAUACUGCAGUGCCACACAUAAUUGAUCAAACCAUUCCUGAGGAGCCUCCACCACUCCCUCCAAGGCCAGAAGCAGAAGAGGAUCAUGACAGACCACAUGGCAUUGCAGAGUUUGAAUUUGCUGGUACACAGCCGGAUGACCUCUCAUUGAAUGUGGGCGAUGUGGUCCAGCUGCUCUAUCGGGUCAGUGAUGAUUGGCUCUUUGGACGCUGUGGACCUAAAGAAGGCAUGUUCCCACAGUGCUUCAUUAAGAUUGUGGUGCCUCUUGCUGGUGAGCAAAUGCAGUCUAGUCACUCCUCUUCUAGUGGUACAGUAGACUCUACGAAACUGAAGUCUUCCCCUCAGCCUGCUGCUUGUGAAGUAAGAGUCCUGUACAGCUUUGUGGCAGAGACGUCAGAGGAUCUCACAGUACAAGAAGGGAGCUUAGUGCAAGUAACAGGUCGCCUCAAUGAUCAGUGGUUGUAUGGACAAUGCAAUGGAAAAUGGGGACAGUUUCCAGCAAAUUUUGUGGAGUCAAUACCCCCAAACCUUCCUCAGCUGGCACAGGACUGACCGAUAGGAGGAGGUUACCAACUGAAAUUUUCCCUAAGAAUAGCAGAAACACAUGAGACCCAUUUUUACUACAUUCACUGAAAUAUUCCAGCAGGAAAUGGCUUGUGUCAUAAUUAUUAUAACUGCACCAUUAGCCAUGGCUAAGGGUGCUGAUGUGUUAUAUAACUACGUACACUCGUAGGUCAAGGGUUAAUAGUUGUUUGUUUGGCUUGUGUUUUCAUCUCAAACUAAAAUAACAUUUGCUCCACAUAACUACUAUUGCAAAAAAAAAGGCCUUUGUUUCUUUUAGGCUAUGCACUGCAUAUAUAUAUAUAUAUAU